Molecule: messenger RNA, 4554 nt
Organism: Oncorhynchus nerka (sockeye salmon)
Lineage: Eukaryota; Metazoa; Chordata; Actinopteri; Salmoniformes; Salmonidae
Product: histone acetyltransferase KAT2A-like
Exons: 18
Coding region: 101-2503 (800 amino acids)
Biological process (GO): positive regulation of transcription by RNA polymerase II; chromatin remodeling
Cellular component (GO): ATAC complex; nucleus
Molecular function (GO): protein binding; histone H3 acetyltransferase activity
Source: RefSeq, a predicted model, not a curated record
GAGUGGCGAGGUGAGCGACCCAAGAAGGGGUUGAGUGGAACCAAUGAUGUGUAUACGCACCAUUGAGUGGAACAAGCAGCAGUGAAGCGUGCGUUUUGAUAUGUCGGACCCGGCGGCACAGGCCUUGCAACCCCGGCUACAUCAAGCUCAGUCUGGUGGGACUGCUGGGUCUAACGCUGCUGCUGUGGGAUCUGGAUCGGGGAACAGUGACCCAGUCAGACCAGGUCUUAGCCAACAACAGCGGGCGAGUCAGAAAAAAGCCCAAGUCAGAGCUUUUCCACGGGCGAAAAAGCUCGAGAAACUCGGCGUCUUCUCCGCUUGCAAGGCUAGUGACACAUGCAAGUGCAAUGGCUGGAAGAACCCACAACCGCCGACUGCCACCCGAAGUAUGGAUUUACAGCAACAAGCGGCCAGCCUUAGCGAGUCCUGCCGCAGCUGCGGGCAUGCCCUGGCGGCCCAUGUGUCCCACCUGGAGAACGUGUCAGAGGAGGAGAUCAACAGGCUGCUGGGCAUGGUGGUGGAUGUGGAGAACCUCUUUAUGUCUGUGCACAAGGAGGAGGACACGGACACCAAGCAGGUCUACUUCUACCUCUUCAAGCUGCUGAGAAAAUGCAUCUUGCAGAUGAGUCAGCCGAUAGUGGAGGGAUCAUUGGGGAGUCCCCCCUUUCAGAAACCCAACAUUGAGCAGGGAGUGUUGAACUUCGUUCAGUACAAAUUCAGCCACCUGGCACCCAGAGAGAGGCAGACGAUGUUUGAGCUCUCCAAGAUGUUCCUCCUGUGUCUCAACUACUGGAAGCUGGAGACUCCCACACAGUUCCGCCAGCGGUCCCAGAAGGAUGAUGGCACAGCCUACAAAGUGGACUACACCAGGUGGUUAUGCUACUGCCAUGUCCCCCAGAGUAACGACAGCCUGCCGCGCUAUGAGACCACCCAGGUGUUUGGCCGCAGUCUGCUCAAGUCAAUCUUCACCGUGACGCGCCGCCAGCUCCUGGAGAAGUUCAGAGUGGAGAAGGACAAGCUCCUCCCAGAGAAACGCACACUCAUCCUCACACACUUUCCCAAGUUUCUGUCUAUGCUAGAGGAGGAGAUCUAUGGGGAAAACUCUCCCAUCUGGGAGGCUGACUUCACCAUGCCUGCCUCAGAGGGGGGCCAGCUGGGUCACCAGUUAGUGAUCAGCCCUGCUGCAGUGUCGGGCUCGCCCUCCUUCUCUAAGGGCAUGAACAGUGGCCCUUCGCUAGGCAGUCUGGGGCUGGACGCUGGCGUGGCCGAGCCCAUAACAGGAGAGAAGAGGAAGCUUCCAGAAGUUCUGACCCUGGAGGAUGCUAAGAGGAUCAGAGUAAUGGGAGACAUCCCGAUGGAGUUGGUCAACGAGGUGAUGAUGACCAUCACUGACCCGGCUGCCAUGUUGGGCCCAGAGACGAGUCUGCUGUCUGCCAAUGCUGCUCGUGAUGAGACAGCCCGGUUAGAGGAGAGGCGGGGCAUCAUAGAGUUCCAUGUCAUAGGGAACUCCCUUUCCCAGAAGUCCAACAAGAAGAUUCUGAUGUGGCUGGUGGGCUUGCAGAACGUCUUCUCCCACCAGCUGCCUCGCAUGCCCAAAGAGUACAUCACACGCCUGGUGUUUGACCCGAAGCACAAGACGCUGGCCCUAAUCAAAGAUGGCCGUGUCAUCGGGGGGAUAUGUUUCAGGAUGUUCCCCACCCAGGGCUUCACUGAGAUCGUCUUCUGUGCCGUCACAUCCAACGAGCAAGUCAAGGGCUACGGUACUCACCUGAUGAACCACCUAAAGGAGUACCACAUCAAGCACAGCAUCCUGUACUUCCUCACCUACGCUGAUGAGUACGCCAUUGGCUACUUCAAGAAGCAGGGUUUUUCCAAAGACAUCAAAGUGACUAAGAGUCGUUACCUUGGUUACAUCAAGGACUACGAGGGGGCUACCCUCAUGGAGUGUGAGCUAAAUCCCAGGAUCCCCUACACAGAGCUCUCUCAUAUCAUCAAGAGGCAGAAAGAGAUCAUUAAGAAGCUGAUUGAGAGGAAGCAGAGCCAGAUCAGGAAGGUAUACCCAGGACUCACCUGCUUCAAAGAGGGUGUACGGCAGAUCCCCGUGGAGAGCAUCCCUGGCAUCAGGGAGACAGGCUGGAAGCCCAGUGCAAAGGAGAAAGUGAAAGAGUUGAAAGACCCUGAAGUGUUGUACAACAUGCUGAAGAAUCUCCUGGCCCAGGUCAAGACUCACCCUGAUGCCUGGCCCUUCAUGGAGCCUGUGAAAAAGACUGAGGCUCCAGACUACUAUGAGAUCAUACGCUUCCCCAUUGAUCUGAAGACCAUGACGGAGAGGCUGAAGAACAGAUACUAUGUGACCAAGAAGCUGUUCAUAGCAGACCUGCAGCGCGUCAUUACCAACUGCCGUGAAUACAACCCCCCGGACAGCGAGUACUGCAAGUGUGCCAACACCCUGGAGAAGUUCUUCUACUUUAAGCUGAAGGAAGGGGGCUUGAUCGAGAAGUGAAGCUAGGGUCACAGGUCACCAUGCACAUAGGCCCCACUGCGGAACAGCAGGAAGGAGCGCUCGUGGACACUCACUCACACACACUGUCUUGUGAUGACAUAGUCAGGGGGUCAUUGCUAGCCGUAUUCCAACCCCUUUUUCCCUCGUCUUUUCUUUUGGGAAGCCUUCAUUAAUGGCAGUGCGUGUUUAUGCAUGUUCUAUUUAUAUUACUGGUGGGUGAAGGGAACUGUGGGGUGUAACAACAACAACAUUUGGAGGUAAUUGGAAAGGCUCUAUGGGCGAGUUAAGUUUGUUAAUGUGUCGAAAUGACUCUCCAUCAAUCCCUCCCUCUCUCACUGUUGGUUUGUCUCCCUCUAUCCCUGUCUCACUACCCUCUGUAGUAUAGAAUCUCUCUGUGUGUUGCUGUCUCAUUCUGGUUUCAUUCUUGCUCCAAGUGAUUCAUAGAAGGAUCUGUAACGUAUUCCUGUACCAAAACGACUGGUCCCACAGCAGAUCAUGUCAAACUUUCCACAUAACGUUCAAAUUAUAGGAUGGCAUUUUCACGGAAUUGUUUCUCAGUCGGAUAAAAUAAGGCCCUCUUAGACAUUCACAGCUCCUCCAGAUGGGAGUUGUAUUUUUGGUACUGACAUGGAAACGUGAGUAGGGGGGGGACCGACGCCGUUGUUGCCUUCCUGUACUGACAUACACUUGAAAAGAGGCCAGUAGACUUGGAGGGUAGAAAUACAAUGUGCCCUUGAGUUAGACUCGCAUUGUCAAAGUCCGGUCGCAGUCACAGAUAAUGUCGCCACACCUCACAAGCCCCGGAUAGGUAUUUAGCAAUAAUUUAACCACAUCAUGUGACAGGACACGCUAACCAUUGGUUGAUACAAUGCAACAACUGAAAUGUAGUCAGCCUGAAGCGUGACCAUAGAUAUCCCUGUCUGACAUUGCCUUAUGUUGGAUUUGGCAUCAUGUGAUUGGUCUGUAGAAAAACUUGCAACUUUCCUAUACGUUUCAUCUUUAUGGUUGCCCUCGAAUAAUGUCCCCACAACUACUGUAUGUUGAACUUUUUAUUUAUUUAUUAUUUCACCUGAACAGUAUAAUGAAAAACCUACCACAACAUUUGAAGAUACUUAGGCCUAAUGUUUGUGUAGUUUGUGUAGUCAAUACUGUUCUUUUCCCAUUCACUUCUGGGCCAGUAUGGCCAUGUCACUGAUCUCAAACAUGGUUGUUUUUCUUGGGGAAACAUCAGAGAUGGUAGUGUGUCAGUGUUGUUUUAAUGGUAUUGUCUGAUCUGAGGGUAGGAAACCCAGACCAAGGGCAACAGCAGGAGCGUUGUUAACUGUUUAGGUUUCUGUUUGUCCUAGAAAUAACCUGUUUCUGAUGGAACCACAGGAUCCAACCACAGUGGUAAACAUGACCGUUCGAUUUGUCAGUAUUUCGCUGAAAGGCCAUAGAGCCCUGUCAAUACAGUAUGUAGGUGAUGCACAGCACUUACCCUCCCUGCUGGUUCUGUCUCUUCUAUGGUGGAUAUGCAUUGUGUUAUAAUGAUAAUGGCAGACAAACACAUAAAAAACAAGUGUCUGGUUUGGUGUUCACUCCAUACUCACAAGCAGUAUCGCAUGAUGGAGAACUAUAAUCUGCAUCAAUUUCUGUUGUGUUUUUACUGAGAUGGCCACGGCUAUUCACACACACCCACUUCUUGGUCAUGGUCGGUGUCUGAUUGUCUGCCUCUUGAGAUGCCUUUGGUUCUCUGCUAUUUUGUAAGACGUUUUGGGGGAAAUGACUUGUCUGUGCUGGGUGGUUGAGUAUUCCACUGAACUGUUGUGUGUGUGUGCUUGUACUUGAAUCAUGACUAGCUUUGAGCAACUAAAGUGAUGUCAAUGUUUCGUUAUUCAGGGUUGUCAGUUAUGUAUCUCUCAAUCUACCUAUGUAUGCUGCAUAAAGAUUCUGAAAAUACUGUGUGAGUGAAAUGUAAAAAUAUUAGGACUGCUACAGUUUCUUUUAGUUAUAUGGUUUGAAGAGCUCUUUACUGUAAUACUGUUCAUUAAAAUAAAGUUUUUAUAGUCAAA